GUCCUCUUCCCUGUCCACCAAAAUGGAUUCCUCAGCUUUGUGAGGGUCCUGUCUAUAAAUACCUCUGACUUACAGAGUGACUGACAGCCAAGGACAGCUGCAGCCACCAGCCAACCAACCCGUGGAGACCAUUCACAGCAAUCUGAGCAGCCCCGUGAACGCUGACAGUCCUGCUCUGUUGUGGGGAGUAAGUAGGGUGUCCACGAAACCCAACCGGGACAAGGAGACCGAACAAAAUGGCUGCCAUGACCAUAGAUCCGGUGGAGCAGCCUCGGAUGUACCAACAGACUUUGCUUCAGGACGGACUGUGUGACCUCUUAGAGAAUGACAAGUUUGUGGACUGCAUCCUCAAAAUUCAGGACAAGGAGUUCCCAUGCCACCGCUUGGUUUUGGCAGCCAGUAGCCCUUUCUUCAAGGCCAUGUUCCUGUCUGACCUGGAGGAAAGCAAGAAACGUGAGAUUGUCCUCAAAGAUGUGGAGCCAGGUGUUAUGGGGAUGAUCCUGCGCUACUUAUACACCUCUGACAUUAACCUGACAGAACAGAAUGUCCAGGAUAUCUUCAUGGUUGCUAACAUGUACCAGAUCCCCUCCAUCUUCUCUGUAUGUGUGUCCUACCUCCAAGAGAAGCUGGUGCUGGGAAACUGCUUGGCUAUUUUCAGGCUAGGACUGCUGCUGGAUUGUCCCAGGCUUGCUCUCACUGCCAGGGAGUUCAUCUGUGAACGCUACCAGGUUGUUGUCAGGGACCAGGACUUCCUGCAGCUGGGCCCGAGCGAGCUGGCCAUCAUCAUCACCUCAGAUGGUCUCAACGUUGAGAGGGAGGAACUGGUGUUUGAAUCCCUGAUGGACUGGGUCAGACAUGAUGAGACACAACGCGUUAAGGACCUGCCAGAGCUGUUGCAUUGCGUCCGUUUCAGGCUCAUACCUUUGGAUUAUUUCAAAGAGAAAGUAGAGCGUCACCAGUUCCUCCGCUUCAGUCAGGAUAUCAAGAAGGACCUGGAACUCGUCAAGGAUGCUUACAAGGGGCGUCUCCCAAAGCCUAGGAAGCCCAGUAAGGACGAGGCAAAGGGCGGGGAAGGAAGUGAGGAGGAGGACGACGAUGAUGAAGAGGAAGGGUACCUGCCGGGUAUACUCAACAACAACCCUCGUUUUGGGAUGUUUGAGAUGGACCUGAUGCUUAUGAUCAGCGACACAGGGACUGUGGCCUAUGACCCGGUAGGAAAUGAAUGCUUUGUGGUCUCAGAGUCUACAGAAAUUCCCAAAAACCACUGCAGCCUGGUGACCAAUCAGAACCAAGUGUUUGUCAUUGGAGGACUUAUCUACAACGAGGAGGACAAAGAUGAACCAUUCAGCUCUUACUUCCUACAGUUUGACCCAGUAAGUUCAGAAUGGUUAGGGAUGCCUUCACAAUCCAACCCUCGCUGUCUGUUUGGCCUGACCGAAGCUGAAAACUCCAUCUUUGUUGUUGGAGGAAAGGAACUGAAGGAAGGUGAACACGCCCUGGACUCAGUCAUGAUCUAUGACAGACAGUCAUUCAAAUGGGGAGAGUCUGACCCUCUGCCAUAUGAAGUGUAUGGCCAUGGAACCGUAUCACACAAAGGUCUUGUGUAUGUCAUUGGAGGAAAGUCUGAAAGCAAGAAAUGCAUGAGAAGAGUCUCUGUCUACAACCCCACUAAGUUUGAGUGGAAGGACCUGGCUCCUCUGAAGACAGCCCGCUCCCUGUUUGGUAUCACAGUCCACAAAGACCAGAUCUACGCUGUGACGGGGGUCACAGACGCAGGCCUCACCAGCUCUGUGGAGGUCUACGAUAUUGCCACCAACAAGUGGUCUGAAUUCACAGAGUUCCCUCAGGAGCGCAGCUCUCUCAAUCUGGUCUCGAUGGGAGACUUCUUAUAUGCUUUGGGGGGCUUUGCCAUGAUGCCCAGUGAAACCAGUGAGGAGCCCGUCCCAACAGAGAUGACUGACAUCUGGAGAUAUGAUGAGUCAGAGAAGUGCUGGAAUGGGAUUUUGCGGGAGAUAAGCUAUGCGGAGGGAGCCACUAUUCUUCCAGUGCGUCUCAACACUCUGCGUCUCACCAAGUUAUAACUGACAUGAACUGUUGGUGCUAUGAGCUUAAUGAUGUAACAUUAGCAUUGAUGUAAAUGAGUGCACUCAUUAUGGACACAGGCCCAAAAUUAGCUUAGGGUACGGGAUGUUUCAAGGGUAACAACUGACUUUGGUCUCUGAAGAUGAUAACGGGUUAAGAAAAUAAGCAACAAAUUGUUUUAUCUCAUGUUACCAGCAGGGGGAGACACAUGCAUGUCUAAGGAAAGGUGAACAACAUGAGUCAAAUGUAUUUUAUAAAAAGCUAAAAUGUUGAUUUGUACAUCUGUUUUUUGUUAUAUUAUUUCAUGAAUUUUCUUUAUUACCAGUUUGCUUUAUUUAAAGCACAAAUAAAGAUAAGGGUGGAUUGAA
Molecule: messenger RNA, 2450 nt
Organism: Dicentrarchus labrax (European seabass)
Lineage: Eukaryota; Metazoa; Chordata; Actinopteri; Moronidae
Product: kelch-like protein 40a
Exons: 6
Coding region: 237-2081 (614 amino acids)
Molecular function (GO): protein binding
Source: RefSeq, a predicted model, not a curated record